AUGGAUUACCAGUCAGGUGGCCGUGGAUGCUUCAACUGUGGCGAUGCCUCUCAUCAGGCUCGCGACUGCCCCAAGAAAGGAACUCCUACCUGUUACAACUGUGGUGGACAGGGACACGUCAGCCGUGAAUGUACCGCUGCACCCAAAGAGAAGACCUGCUACCGAUGUGGUCAGGGCGGACACAUCUCCCGUGACUGCACAUCUGCCGGUUCCGGAGACAGCUACACCCCCAGCGGAGGUUACUCAGGUGGAGGAGGAGCUAGUAGCCAGGAAUGCUAUAAGUGUGGUCAGGUUGGACACAUCGCCCGAAACUGCUCCCAGGGAUACGGCUCCGGUGGAUAUGGCGGUGGUGCUGGUGGCUACGGAGGUGGCUAUGGUGGCAACCGUCAACAAACUUGCUACUCUUGUGGUGGUUUCGGCCACAUGGCUCGCGACUGCACGCAGGGACAAAAGUGCUACAACUGCGGCGAAGUUGGUCACGUCUCCCGAGACUGCCCCACCGAAGUCAAGGGCGAGCGUGUUUGCUACAAAUGCAAGCAGCCCGGCCACGUCCAGGCAGCCUGCCCCAACUAA
Messenger RNA from Paracoccidioides brasiliensis Pb18, 573 nucleotides. RefSeq lists its product as uncharacterized. Gene Ontology annotation, cellular component: cytoplasm. The transcript has 7 exons. The coding region runs from base 1 to 573 and encodes 190 amino acids. Gene Ontology annotation, biological process: positive regulation of cytoplasmic translation. Gene Ontology annotation, molecular function: zinc ion binding; translation regulator activity; mRNA binding. The record is from RefSeq and is a predicted model, not a curated record.